AUGGAUAAACAAGGGAGGUUAGGUAGGGGAGGCAGGAACUUUUGUUAUUUUUCAUUCUUAAUGAUAACAUCAUUACAACAUUAUUCAUCAAAUAUUCCUGGCAAAACAUUCAUUAUUAAUAUUAUAAUCUUAAUAAUUGUAAUUCAAAAAGAGAAAAACCAAAAGUUAUUAAUUUUAACUCAUCAACUGAAAAGAGUAUUCUACCAAGAAAAGAUAAGGAUUAUCCUGAAGUAAAACUAACACUUACUGAGGUUUGUAAUUCUUUGCUUUUCUUAUCAAAAUCUAUUUUUCACAAAGGCAGUGAGAAUGAGUUAAUGAAAUGUUUCAAUAUAAAUUCAUAAAUUUUGUUUAUAGUGUCUAUUUUUUAACAUUUUUUUUUUUUUUAGAAAAUGAGUGAAACAUUGAGUGAUCCAGUUUUAGGUGAACAUAAUUAUUGUAAUUCAUCAACUGAAAAAAAGAAAUCCAAACAAGAUAUAGAUUAUUCUGGAGCUAAAAAACCUUGUACUAUGGUUUGUUAUUAUUGUUAAUUGUAAUAACUGUUAAGGAAGUUAUUUUUUUUAUUACUUGUCUAUUUUUAGGUCACUGAUGAUGUUAUUGAAAUUGAAAUGGAAACUCUGGUAAUUGAACAAGACGACAGUCUGUUUGGCCAAUUAAAAGUACAAAAAAAUUUAAUUGUUUUACCAAAAAACUGGUUUUGUGAUGUAGCCUACAAUAUUCUGAAACUUCCAGUGGCUAUUACAUUCUUUACAUUAAAUAACGCUAGUAUUACUAGUAAAAGAUAUGUAGAAAAACAAUUGGUAUUAAACUACGGUACUGUAUAUAAUGUAUUAAACAAUUAAAUAUAUAUACAUAUUUUAAUAUACGUUUUCAUUAAAGCACUGGAUAUAUGAUUAUUAUUUUUUAAUAAGUAAAAUUAUUUCAGUAUCAAAAAUAUUUCAGUUUCAAAAAAUAAAUAUGAAUUUUGUUGAGGCAUGUUAUACCUAUUGAAUAAUAAAUUAUGUAUCUUAAUUUAAAAUAUAAACAUGCAAUCAAAUUAUUAACUCGUAAAGAUAUUGAAUGGUUUAUAAACUUUAUUUUAGAUUCCGAAGUAGCUUUUACUGUCAAUGGAAAAAAUGUAACGCCAAUCGACUUUGGAUUGAAGAAUUACUGUAAACCUUUGGAUGUUUUGAGUUUGCAAAAUUUAAUUGAGGAAUUUGACAAAAUUAAUAUCUGCCAAGGCAUAUCAAAAGAAGAUCUAAAUAUUAAAUUGAAUGUAUUUGAAAAUACUUGUCGCUGGUGGCAUUCUCAAUGUACAAAUAUUUCUGCAGAUACAGAAAGGUAUAAACUUUGAAUAUUAUACACAAGUGUUCAUUUUGCCUCUCUGUUGUUUUAUAUUAAAGUAAUAAUUAUAAUAUGAUUAUUUUAAAAACAUUUAUUUUAUAUUUCAGUUUUCUCUGCUAUUCGUGUAAAAUACUGAACACUGUGGUGUUGAAAAUAACCAAAAGAAAUGUCAACAGCAAAAAUCAUUAA
Molecule: messenger RNA, 1509 nt
Organism: Cinara cedri
Lineage: Eukaryota; Metazoa; Arthropoda; Insecta; Hemiptera; Aphididae
Source: the annotation of a GenBank genome assembly